UUUUUUGAAAAAUGGACAAAAAGAAGGACUCAAAAGAACCCAAGGAUGUUGAAAUGGAACAAAAGAAGGAAGAAGAAGUUAAACAAGAAAAAUUUGAUCCAUAUUUGGAGAUUAGGAAGCAGCUUAUUUUACUUGAGAAAGCGGUGGAGAUGAAGGAUACAAAGACGUGUGGAGUAGUAGCGAGGAAUUUCAAAAGGAUUAGAGCGGAAUUUUCUCUCAAAGAUGUUGGAUUGGUUUAUGAUCAUUACUUACCAGAUCUCUCGGCGAAGAUAAAUUUGCCAAAGUAUGAUCCGGAUAUUGUUAAAUUUGACGUUGAAGACAAAUUGCAUUUGAAUAAAGAGCGUGCAGGUGUUCUUACAAAGAACUUCGAAGCCAAAUGAUUCCUGCACAUCCUUCUUAUAAUGAAACUCAUUGAUGAAAGAAAAAUCAAAAUGGCUAAGGAAUUCGUAGAUUAUGCAAGAGCACAAAUUGACCUUGAAAAUUCAAGAACCCUCGAUCACUUCUUCUCAAAAAUUUACUAUUACUCAGGAUUUAUUUAUGAGAAAUUGGGAGAGUUGAAUAAUUUUGUGCCACAGUUCUUGGAUGCUUACAGAGCUGCUUGUCAUAGAAAUGACGAACAGACGCAAGCAACAUUGAUCAACUACAUUCUAAGAUCAUACAUUAAUGAUCAAUUGUAUAUCCAAGCUGCUAACUUUAUUGAAAUUUGCUCACUUCCAGAAAAUGUGUCUCCAAACCAACAAGCAAGGAACUUAUACUAUGAAGCAAAGAUCCAAGCUGUCCAGAUGAAAUACCCAGAAGCACAGGCUCAUGUAAUCCAAGCAAUUAGAAAAGCUUCUGAGUAUACUGGAAAGGCAUUCAGAGUCCAAGCAAUGAAACUCCGUAUCAUUGUAACACUCCUCAUGGGAGAGAUUCCAGAUAGAUCCUUAUUCUCAGACCAGGAAAUGAAGAGUGAUCUCUAUGCCUACUUCAUCAUAGUCCAAAAGGUUAGGGAAGGAAAUAUUGAAGAAUUCAUGAAAGUAAUCAAUGAGCAUGAAGAUACCUUCAAGAAGAAUGAUAAUUAUAACCUCUUGAUUAGGCUUAGACAUAAUGUCAUCAAAUUUGGACUGAGAAAAAUCAAUGCAAGUUAUUCAAGAAUCUCCCUUGCUGAUAUCACAACUAAGCUUGGCCUUGAAUCUGUGAAAGAAACUGAAAGUAUUGUCACUAAAGCUAUUAGAGAUAAGGUCAUUAACGCAGUCAUUAAUAGAGAAGAUAGAGAGCUCAAGACUAAUGAAGUAGCUGAUGUGUAUACUAGCAAUCUCCCCACAACUCAGUUAGACAAGAGAAUUAGAUUCUGAAUGGAAAUCUAUAAUGAUUCUGUAAAAGCACUUGAAUUCCCUAAAAAGGAGACAAAGAAGAUCGACUUCAACCUUGAAGAUGACGAAGAAAUUCAAGAUGAGCAAGAACUUGUUGAAUCUUUGCUUGAGGAAUUUGAUGAUAUGUAAAUCUUCAUUAAUCAACUUAAACAGUCAAUAUUA
Molecule: messenger RNA, 1514 nt
Organism: Moneuplotes crassus
Lineage: Eukaryota; Ciliophora; Spirotrichea; Euplotida; Euplotidae
Source: the annotation of a GenBank genome assembly